Messenger RNA from Pseudomassariella vexata, 1480 nucleotides. Its product is annotated as putative aldehyde reductase. The record is from RefSeq and is a predicted model, not a curated record. Gene Ontology annotation, molecular function: aldose reductase (NADPH) activity. Gene Ontology annotation, cellular component: cytosol. NCBI's taxonomy places the organism in Eukaryota, Fungi, Ascomycota, Sordariomycetes, Amphisphaeriales, Pseudomassariaceae. The transcript is spliced from 11 exons. Bases 181 to 1176 code for a protein of 331 amino acids.
UAGCAGGAGCUAUUGCGACUCGUGGAAUUACCCCUCCCCCCGUUUCACCCCUCAUGUUUUCACUACUUACUUAUCCCGAGCUGAAGACAUCACGACAUUUGUUUUUCUCUUGUGAACCAUCAAAUCUUCUUUUACCUCAAUUGCGUACUUUGACUUCCAGGAUAACUUGAAUUCACCACCAUGUCGUUUGGAAAGACCGUGAAGCUCAACACCGGUGCCGAGAUCCCCCAGCUUGGAUACGGCACCUGGCAAUCUGCACCAGGUGAGGUCUCGGUGGGUAUUUACGAGGCUGUCAAGGCUGGGUACCGUCAUCUCGAUCUUGCAAAGAUCUACGGGAACCAGAAGGAGGUCGCCCAGGGUUUCAAGACGGCUCUGAAAGAAUUUAACCUGAAGCGAGAAGACUUCUUCAUUACCUCCAAGCUGUGGAACAACAAGCACCAUCCCGAGGAUGUCGAGGGUGCUCUUGAUGAAACCUUGGCAGAACUCGAACUUGACUACCUCGAUCUGUACCUCAUCCACUGGCCUAUUAGUUUCAAGCAGGGCGACAACCUCUUCCCUCUCGUCGAAGGGGCAAACCAACCUGACGGUGAUGUUGCCCUGGAUGACAGCGUUUCUUUGGUGGACACGUGGAAAGCCAUGAUCAAGCUGCCCAAGGAGAAGGUGCGAGCAGUCGGUGUAUCCAACUUCAGCGUCCCUCACAUCGAGGCCAUCGUCAAGGCCACUGGCGUUACCCCGGCCGUGAACCAGAUCGAGCGUCAUCCGCGGUUGCAGCAGCUUGACACCAUCAUCCAUUACGCCAAGGACAAGGGCAUCCACAUCACCGCGUACUCGGCAUUCGGUAACAACUCGUUCGGCCUACCUCUGCUGGUCCAACACCCCGAGAUUAAGGAGAUUGCCAAAAAGAAGUCGGCUACCCCGGCGCAGGUCAUCCUGGCAUGGUCCAUCAUUGGUGGUCACAGCGUGAUCCCCAAGUCAGUUACCCCCUCGCGAAUCAUCGAGAAUUUCCAGCAGAUCGAGCUUUCCGAUGAUGAAGUCGGGAUCAUCAAGAGCAUUGGCGAGCAGGAACCCAAGCGCAUGAACAUUCCCUACAUUGCCAACAAACCUCGCUGGGAUAUCAACACCUUCGGCGACGAGUCGGAGACACCGGCGACACACCAGGUCAUCAUUGGUGCAUAAGUUACGAACUACCGAACACCGCUACGGUUGUGUCCUGCUCAAUGAGGGUGGCUGGGGUGCAAAAACAGGAGUAGAUAUAGAAUAUGGUUAUCCAUUUAAGAAUACUCGUCAGUCCCAGCUCUUUGGGUGUGAAUGCGCACAAAUUUGUGGUGCAAUCUGGACUUCCCUGCCCUCGGUGGCAUCAGUCGAGCCUACCGACAGCCAGCUUUUUGUUCGUAUUUGUCAGUUUUCGCUAAAUCCUACAUGCUGGAGCAAAUGGUUUUGUGCGGCAGCCGAAUCUCAGCAACUUAGCCAGCUUCGCUCA